Notodromas monacha is the source of this 3278-nucleotide messenger RNA. The record is from the annotation of a GenBank genome assembly. Lineage: Eukaryota; Metazoa; Arthropoda; Ostracoda; Podocopida; Cyprididae.
AGGACUUUGACAGCAUUUCAAUCUUCUUUUUCCGCAUCAAGUGAGUUGUGAGCAGCAAUAGUUGAACUUCGGAUUCAGUCUGUUGAACUAUUGAACGAUUUCUUCGGGAGGGAAAAGUCGUUAUUCAACUGCUGAAGCUCUUUCAUAACGUCUAGUGCGAAGCUUCCAGCAGUUGUUGCAUCCAUCUCCGCGGAUUCAUCACGAUGGCCGAUCUUAAAAGUUGCUCGAUGGACGGAAGGACUGGUGCUAAGAACGAACAGCUCAAGUACGGAUCACACGCAGGUGGACAGGACUCGAAAGAACCGUGUGCAACAACCGCGGACGAUGUCGGUCCGGGUGUGCCAACGUCCCUUCUUUUCUCCCCGUCGUGGCACGACCAACUGGAAUGGCUCGGGCUCGACGGGCCAGCUCCGACCGACUACACGCAGAACCAGGUUUGCAGACUCAAGGUCGAGGUCGACUGGCGUCAGCACGGGCCACUGAUAGGGAGCCAAGGAUGGCGCGUACAGGGCAUCGCGAGCCACGCGGGGGCCUACGUACGUUUUCCGAGUUCUCGCGAAGGUGGUCUCGUUGACACGAACAAGCGGAACGAGACGACUAUUAUCGGUCCCCCGAAAUGCCUCGGUCGUGGACUGAUGAUUUUGCGAGAAAACUUCCCCUUCGCGGUGAUGAUACACUUGCCAGCCACCACGAAGAUGGAAUACUUAUGUCCGUCUCGCGAAGAUAUCCGGGAGUGGGGGGAAAUGUUCUCGGUUGACUUGUACGUCGCCUCCAGGAACCGGAUAUCCAUCAGGAAGCUGAAGGCCUGCAGCAACAACAUGCUCAUCAACGCUGUCUCUCUCAUUGGUAAUCUUAUCGACCCGGGAUGCACUUCUAUUCUUGAUCAAGCUCAAAUUGACGUAUUCAUCAACGCGAACCAUUCGCCCUUGAUUGCUUCGGAACUGGAGUCAAUCGCCAAAUGUUCGGGCGCCGAACUUCAGCUCCUCGAUGAAGUUGAAAUUUUCCAGCAGAGCCAGUCUUCGAGAGCAACAUCGUCGUCUCUUUCUGAAAGCGUCUCGGACGGUGCUGAGCCGCAGCCGUAUCAAGCUCUGGAUCAGAAGCACGAUGACGACGACCAGGAUGACGGGUACGUCGUUGGCAGGUUUCCCUGGGACAGGAAACCUGUGUUGGGGGAACGAGUCGUGCGGAUCAAGGGACACAUGCAAUGCGUGCUGACUGCGUACGAGUUGGUCGUGCAACAAUUCCCGGUGACGCUGGAGUUCACGACGCCGCCGGAUUACUGUUUGGACGUGGCCUGGCUGGACCAGCAGUUCGGCAACCGGGUCCAAGUCGUGUCCCAUGUUCGCAAAGCAGAUUUCAACAUAUUUGGGAAUACGUUGGAGCUUGCGCUGCAGGAGAAAGACGUGUACGCCGUGCUGCAAAUGGUGCACGGAAUCCUGUCUUUGGAAUGGCAACGGUAUAUGAACAUAUUGUGCGGCGGGACGAGGACUUUCUCCAUCGGGGACACAAACGCAUACUAUGCUUGCUUGCAGCCGUGGAGUCUGGGUAACUUCUCUGUCGACGGUCCUCGCAGCUGCAAUCGUAAUGCCCGUCAUUCUGAAGAAUUUGGACAUGAAUCAGUCCCGGAAGCGAAUGCGGACAUCUCAACGGGAAGUCACAGUUACGAGAGGAUGGAUUCGUCGUUCGAACCUGCCUACGGGGAUGGCGCAGAAAUUCACCGUCAAAACGGCAUUCCGUUUGUCCUACCACGAGUGUCCGAAUGGACCCCUGGUGUCGCGCAGGAGCAUGUGUACGCAGCCAACUCAGUGGGGAAUCAUCAGCAGCAGUUGGUCAACAUCUGCGGACAGCCGUGGCUUGUGCAGUCCACGUAUCAGCAAGGCGAGUCCCAAUUUUUGGGAACCAGCAUGACGAGUCCAUCCGGGGAGAACCAUCACGUGCAGUUUCUUUCCGUUCACAACCAAGUGAUGACGUUUCAACACUGCGUGAACCCGAACCUGGUGUUCGCCUAUGACCGGCAGCCGCGGAAUUUCCAUCAUCAUCAACAAAACGCGGGCUACCAUCGCGGUGGGAAUAACAGGCGACGCAAUUUCAACGGGUCUGGGGAUCGACAUUUCGGCGGCCAUCAAAGACACUUUCGUGACGGCAUGGGUCAUCGGAGGGUCAACAGCAUGGCCGUGGUUGGAGGUGGAGAGACGCAUGAUCGGGAUGCCUUGGCCAAAGAAAUCCAAGAAUCCCUUUUCUCCAACUCGUGGGGUGAUCUCCAUCCGACGCGGAGGAGUAAGUCACGAAAGGGCUCGUUCGGAAGCAGCUACAACACACCUUUUUUAAAGCAGACAUUGACUGUCAACAACCUGCUUCAUGCACAGAGAGCUUCUUCUGAAUCUCUGAAUCAUGAAACUCGCUCAACGGUUCAACCGGACGCGCCGUUUCACAACGUGAAGAUCUUGAAACGCGGCGAAGAUGCUGGGUUCAUCGGAUUGCGACGAGAUGAAGAGCACGACGAUUGCGCUCGAGCAUUUGACGCUUUUGACGCCAUUAGGGAGGCCAUGAACGGCGGUGGGGAGUUCUUGAGCGAAGGCGAUAACUUGCCUGAUGACGAGAGUAUGGUGAAGCCAGGAUUUUCUGCCAGUGAUCUUGGGGUCUCCGGGGGAAACAGGAAAAAGAAGAAAAAGUCCAAGCGCGGGAAACGUUUUGUUCAGGAUAUGAUGACUGAAUAACGGAGUGAUGAUGAUGUUUUCUUGGACGCCAUUUUGGAUGAUUCGCGCGAGAAAUUUGUCGACUGUGCGCCCCUUCCGCUUCAUCGUCACCCAGCUCUCCUUUUGCACCAGUUGUUUCUGUUGCGGGAACCAUUCACGUUUUGAAAGUCUUCUACUGCAGUUCAAAAUUUGAACACCUUUAUUUCUCCUUCAGGCUUAGAAUCCGUGUCUUCUUGGCGGGAUCAGAUCCAUUUUUGAAAUUCCGAUAUUUUAAAUGUAGCCUCCCUUCUUCUGUCCUUCAGCAUUUAAAUCCGCUGUUCUACAUCUGUUCUCCCGUCUUUCACCGAUAGCAACUCCUUUUUAGCGUAAAUUUUCAUGAGCUGAGGAUUAUUCCUGGAAGUUUAAUUCGAUGAAUUUCUUUCAUCAAUGUUAUUUUUUUCGAGAGAUAUUAGUGUACUUGCGAUUUUCCAGCAUGCUCUUCAUCUUCCCUUAUAUCUUGAAACCCGAAUCCCGAAAUUUUUACUCUAGCGAGACAUUCUUUCAAAAUGGUUGAUAUUCAAAAUUCAGCGAGUUUGAUAAAUU